AUGGUUAAUCGCAUAUUCGCAUCUUUCCAAGUGGUGUUUUUGCAGUGUGCCGUACGAAUGGAAACAGCUACACAUAACCCUAUCGUGCUAACGUGCGCUGGUGAAGCCCUAGUCACCAUGCUAAUUUCGGCUCUGGUCAAAGCCCGGACUUUGGGUCAAUUUAAGGAAUCCUUUGGGCUACUGACUGAUAAACCUAUAAUCAAAGGACAUUGUAACCCACCUCACUCCUCGAAGCCACUAGACGCUGAAGGAGAUGACCACAAUGACAAUGAGGAUGAGGAUGAUGAUGCAGAUGGCGGGUUUGGUGAAGGCGAGGAGGACUUGUCUUCAGAAGAUGGAGGAGAAUAUGGCAACAACCCCAACAACAAUAAGAGUAACUCAAAGAAGGGUCCAGGAGGGGCAGAACAGAACGGGGAAGAUGAAGAAGACGACGGGGAUGACCAAGAUGACGAUGACGAUGACGAUGACGACGAUGAUGAUGAUGACGACGAUGAUUGUGGGGAUGAUGGCGAGGAAGAAGUAGUUGAGGAAGAAGAGGAGGAAGAUGAAGAGGAAGACGAGGAGGAAGAGGAACUCCAGCCCCCAAAGAAGCGCAAGAAGUAA
Molecule: messenger RNA, 603 nt
Organism: Ilex paraguariensis (yerba mate)
Lineage: Eukaryota; Viridiplantae; Streptophyta; Magnoliopsida; Aquifoliales; Aquifoliaceae
Source: the annotation of a GenBank genome assembly